AAUGGUAAUGGCAACGGCAAUGGAGGCACCGAUCCGCCCCAGGAGCCCGGCCAGGCCCAGGUGUCGACGGCUGAGUUGCCAACGCCCGGCCAUGUGGAUGGCGACGAUGGCGCUGCAGCUGGUCCAAGCGCUGCUGGCGAGGCUGUCGAUGAUGCGGCCACUGAUGCGGGUGCCAGCUCGUUGCCGCCGUCGGAAAUUGGCGGUCGCCCGCCCUUGGAUACGGCCUGUUCGGAUGGCGGCGGCGCCUCCAGCCUGGCUGGCGGCAUCGUUGGGCCGCCCAGUCCGUUAACCGGCUGCUAUUUGCUGAUUGUGAUGGGCGAGCCGCACUCCGAGGAGCACAAGGACAACAUCUUGCAGCAUUUGCUUAAGGGUUUUCUCUCCUGGGAUGUAUCCGAUUGUCAUGUCGACUUGGAGGAGGAGCUCAAUACAAUCACACAACAUGCACCCGAGGGCGAGGAGGCGCGUCACGGUGAGCGACUUAUACAAUAUGCCAGUGAGAAUCUUGUGACGGAGGUGCUCAUACAUCCACAAUACAAUACGCUUAUACAAUGCAUGCGUAAUCUACUCAGUAGUUUUACGAGGCAUCGGCAUAUUAUACACGCUGGCUACACCUUUAGUGGCAACGGUUCUUGGAUCCUACAGGAUGGCACCUUCUCGGUGGCUGACUUUGCGGAGGCAUUUCAAGAGCACGACGUACAAAGGGUGAUACGCGCCUAUGCGGAUACCAUAACGAUGAAUAUACACUGUGCAGAUGCUGGGCUCUGGCACACAUUACCGGAUAAGGUCUUUUCACGGCAGUGUAAAAUACGCAUCAAUCCGGUGGAUGUGCUGGAUACCAGCAGCGAGUACAUCAACGGCUUUAUAGAUUAUCUGGCGCCAAUGCUGGUGCCAACUUCUCUGCGAGAGUUGCUAGAGACGUCGGAUGUGGUGGGCAAUAUACGUUUCACACACCCUACGCUCUAUGUAUUUCCCGGAGGCCAGGGUGAUGCCGCUCUUUUUGGCAUCAACGGCUUUAACAUGCUAGUUGAUGGCGGCUUCAAUCGUAAGGCUUGCUUCUGGGACUUUGCACGGCACUUGGAUCGCCUGGAUGCGGUGCUGAUGACGCGCCUGAACAACAGCAAUGUCCAGGGACUGGGAGCUGUGGUAUCACGCAAGCGGGACUCGCACGUCUAUCCACAGAUUGGGCACUUCUUCGGCAAUGUGCCCGACCGGAAGGGUGGUCUGCCCAGUCCCGAUGGUGAUAAGGAUCGCAAUCCACUGCUCAUCGAUCUGUUUGAGCGGGGUCAUGGCUUGGUCAACGAUCUCAAGUCGCUUGACCUCAAGCCGCAGUGCUGCUAUCGCAAUCAAGAGCCCAUAAACCUGUACCACAAGGUUGGCCACGGUACCCUAGAUAUGUAUGUGAUAAGUCCCUCGCGGGACUCCAAAGAGGUCAAAGAGUUUCUACAAAAAUGGAAUUCGGGUGAUCAGCGUCUGUUUACGGCACGCGACACCAAGGAGUUUAAUUUUCCCUUGCAGAAUUUGGUAUCCAUUUGCGCGCUACUCGUCUGGCAGCCAGCUAACCCGGAUGAUACUAUCACACGUAUCCUCUUUCCGGGCAGUACACCAGACUUCAAGAUCCAAGAGGGUCUCGAGAAGCUCAAGCAUCUGGAGUUUAUGAAGCACUCCACCUGCACGGCCAAGUCAAUAGCUCCAGCUAUACAGACUGUGACAAGUACUCGAAAGACACUAAAAUCAGCUAUCGAAGGAACUCCACCCAGUGCUAGCUACAAAUCUAGUAAAUUCGGUCCAACUGCUAUUGCAGCCGUGGCUGUGCAGCAGGAUAACAAGGCAAAGGAAGCUAAGGAAGCCGCAGCAGCGGCAGCCGCAGCAGCAGCAGCUGCUGCAGUAGCUGCCGCAGCAGUGGCUGUCUUAACGGAAACACCCGGUGAACAAGUGGAACAACCCACACCGCUUCUGAGUGCUAAAGCGGACUCCAUAGACACGGAUGAGCCAGACGCUGAACCUGAACCCGAGCUCGCUAUCGACACUGGUGACGAGGGAGCGCCAGAGCCAUCCAUUCCUUCCACAGAGCCAGCUGAGCAGGAAGACAACAAGGACACUGAUGAAGAGAAAAAGGUAGAGGUGUUGAUUGUCAAGCCACAACCGUCAGCUGUGUCUGCCAAGGAUGCAGUUGAUGCACCCGCAACAGAAGCUAGCAGCAAGGCAGCGAAGGCCACCAAGGGCAAGCCGGAUAAGCCUCGAGCGGAAGUAAAGCCAGUUAUACGCUCAAGAAUUGACAGCAAGCCGCCAAAAUCCAUGGACCGCAAACUGGUUAAGCGUGAGGAGAAAAAGAGCUCGCCUACUGCCACACCAGCUGUGAGCCGAACGCCAGCUACGCGUGAUGUCAAACCGAAGGUAAUGACACGCACUACCAAGUCGAGUCCCAGCAGCACGCCUGCCAAGAGCGCCAAAGAGGCCAACAACCGCAAGGUGCUUGAGUCCAAGCAACAGGCGACAGCGGCCCGGCAAAGCACAACCAGCACACGUCGCACUGUUAGCACCGUAGAGAAGAAGUCAGUGGAGUCGAAGGCAACGCAGCAGGCAACGAUGCAAGCAGCGCAACGCAAGCCCAUCUCUCGAAGGCCACGAGGAGUCUCCCCCUCUAAGCGAGCUCCGGCGCCUGGCAGUCCAAUUAAGUCAGCUAAGCCAAAACCUGAUUUAAAGAAGUCACGACUGGAUAAGGGUGGCACUACAGACUCCAGCUUGGUGUCCACACCGUCGGCGGAUGAGGCGACGGCAGCCAAAAAGAUGCUAGAGCUAAGUGCCUCACAGGAGUUAGAUGCUGAAAAGCAGCGCGAAUUGGAUGACCUUAAGGAGGAACAGGAAGUUGUGCGAGAAAUAGAAGCAGUUUUCAGUCGCGACGAGAUGAAACGGCAGCACUUGAUCAAGGCGGAGCUGCGGGAGAUGGCCAAGCAGGACAGCACAACGGAAGCCGACGAAGAAGAGGAAUACCUGAUUAUUGAAAAGGAAGAGGUGGAACAGUACACAGAGGACUCAAUUAUUGAGCAAGAGCAGGAGAGCAGUAUGACCAAGGAAGAAGAGAUUCAAAAGCAUCAGCGCGACUCGCAAGAGUCAGAGAAAAAGCGUAAGAAAAGUGCAGAGGAGGAAAUCGAAGCCGCAAUCGCAAAGGCUGAAGCAGAGGAGCGUAAGGCUCGUCUGGAGAGCAGUGAAGCAGCGAGGCAUGAACUGCACGAACAGUUAGCCAGUCCAGAGAAAACGGAAAUCAAGGCUGAGGUUCAAGAUAUCAUAUCCACUGCCAAGGACAUUGUCAAGUCUCGCACUGAGGAACUACCCCAGGCCAAGCAUGCUGAAGAGGAGUUCUCCUCUCCUACGCCCGAUGAUAAGCUCAGCAGCGCCAAGAAAACUUCUGAUACUAAAGACGAGCUGAUUGAAGCACCUGAGUUGCCGCCCAUUAAUUUACAGGAAAGUCUUCCAGAGGAAAAAUUCUCAGCCACAAUCGAAUCGGGAGCUACUACAGCUCCAACACUACCCGAAGAUGAACGAAUUCCAUUGGACAAAAUUAAGGAGGACCUAGUUAUCGAGGAAAAAUAUGUGAAAGAGGAAACCAAGGAAAUUGAGUCCAUUGUUGUGGCUACUGUGGCUGUGCCUGUCGCAACAGCGGCAGCGGCAGCGGCAGCGGCGGCAAUUAUUGCUGCAACCGAAACUAAAUUAGCGGUCGCUGCUGAGCCGCAUGCUACUGGCAUAGAUUCUGCAGAGCGAGUCUUACCAAAGAAAAUGACUUUUGAGGCACAACAGAAUCUAAUGCGUGAUGUUAUAAAAACACCCGAUGAGGUGGCAGACUUGCCGGUUCAUGAGGAAGCUGACCUCGGGCUCUAUGAGAAAGACACGCAAGAUGCCGGUGCGAAGAGCAUUUCACACAAAGAAGAGACUGCUAAAGAGGAAAAAGAAACCGAAGAUGAAAAAGUUGUCAAAGAUAUUGAUAUAGAAGAGGUAGCAGAAAUUAUUCCUGAGCCCGAAAUUAUUUCGAAGGCAGAGGCCCCCGCUAAGCUAGAGUCUGACGGAAAGACAACUGAAGUCGACUUUGUCAAGAAAAUCGAUAGUAUAAGUGAAGCGAUUCCGGACAACGACAAAGUGGCGAUAAAGCACGAGCAACCGGUUGAAAAAAUCGAAAAAAAAUUGGCAAGCACACCCGAUGAAAAAGAAACUAGCGAUAUAACAUCCGAAGAUGAAUUGCCAGCGCAUCCUGUACAACCCACCGUUGCACUGACUAAAGUAAAGGAUCGCGAAGACACGGUAUCUCUAGAAAGCCCUGCAACGAUUGAAGAAGCUAUUGAGGUUGAAGUGCAGAUUGCGAAAACGGAAGUCCACGACGUACAGAUGGCGAAGAAGGAAGUCCAUCAGCAAUUCACUAUAACAGAUAAAAAGAAAGAAGUAUCACAACGCACAGACGACCACGAAAUGACAGAAAAUCUAAAAUCAACUGAAAGUUCAAAACCAGAAAGCUUGAAAGAUGAUAAGUCUGUACCUGCCUCUACGGAAGCAUCAAUACCUGGAUCAGUUGCCGAAAGUGUCAAAGGUGAACUAAUGAAGCCAGAAAGCCGUAUUGAUGAUAAGUCAACACAGCCGUCUAGGCGGGAAUCCGUUGAAGAGAGUAAUCAGAAGGAGAGUAUCAAAGAUGACAAGUCUCAGCCAGUCUCUAAAGAGCCAUCCCGACCAGGUUCCGUGGUUGAAAGUGUAAAAGAUGAUCACGACAAACUUGAUAGUCCAAAAGAUGAAAAAUCUGCAGUUUCUUCGAGACGAGAAUCUGUUGUGGAGGGAUCUAAGCCUGAGGGUUUGAAAGAUGAUAAAUCUCUGCCAGUUUCCAAAGAACCAUCACGUCCGGCUUCUGCGGUAGAAAGCGUGAAGGAUGAGCAUGAAAAGCCAGAAAGUGUAAAGGACGAUAAGUCUGCAGAGCCUUCAAGACGCGAAUCUGUUGUGGAGGGAUCUAAGACUGAGAGCUUGAAAGAUGACAAGUCUCUGCCUGUUUCCAAAGAACCAUCACGUCCGGGCUCUGCGGUAGAAAGCGUGAAGGAUGAGCAUGAAAAGCCAGAAAGUGUAAAGGACGAUAAGUCUGCAGAGCCUUCAAGACGCGAAUCUGUUGUGGAGGGAUCUAAGCCUGAGAGCUUGAAAGAUGACAAGUCUCUGCCUGUUUCCAAAGAACCAUCACGUCCGGGCUCUGCGGUAGAAAGCGUGAAGGAUGAGCAUGAAAAGCCAGAAAGUGUAAAGGACGAUAAGUCUGCAGAGCCUUCAAGACGCGAAUCUGUUGUGGAGGGAUCUAAGCCUGAGAGCUUGAAAGAUGACAAGUCUCUGCCUGUUUCCAAAGAACCAUCACGUCCGGGCUCUGCGGUAGAAAGCGUGAAGGAUGAGCAUGAAAAGCCGGAAAGUCCGAAGGACGAUAAGUCUGCAGAGCCUUCACGACGAGAAUCUGUUGUGGAGGGAUCUAAACCUGAGAGCUUGAAAGAUGACAAGUCUCUGCCUGUUUCCAAAGAACCAUCACGUCCGGGCUCUGCAGUAGAAAGCGUGAAGGAUGAGCAUGAAAAGCCAGAAAGUGUGAAGGACGAUAAGUCUGCAGAGCCUUCAAGACGAGAAUCUGUAGCGGCGACCUCUAAGCCUGAGAGCUUGAAAGAUGACAAGUCUUUGCCUGUUUCCAACGAACCAUCACGUCCGGGCUCCGCGGUAGAAAGUGUGAAGGAUGAGCAUGAAAAGCCAGAAAGUGUGAAGGACGAUAAGUCUGCAGAGCCUUCACGACGAGAAUCUGUUGUGGAGGGAUCUAAACCUGAGAGCUUGAAAGAUGACAAGUCUUUGCCUGUUUCCAAAGAACCAUCACGUCCGGGCUCUGCGGUAGAAAGUGUGAAGGAUGAACAUGAGAAGGCGGAAAGUCCGAAGGACGAUAAGUCUGCAGAGCCUUCAAGACGCGAAUCUGUUGUGGAGGAAUCUAAACCUGAGAGUUUGAAAGAUGAGAAGUCUCUGCCUGUUUCCAAAGAACCAUCACGUCCGGGCUCUGCGGUAGAAAGCGUGAAGGAUGAGCAUGAAAAGCCAAAAAGUGUGAAGGACGAUAAGUCUGCAGAGCCUUCACGACGAGAAUCUGUUGUGGAGGGAUCUAAACCUGAGAGCUUGAAAGAUGACAAGUCUUUGCCUGUUUCCAAAGAACCAUCACGUCCGGGCUCUGCGGUAGAAAGUGUGAAGGAUGAACAUGAGAAGGCGGAAAGUCCGAAGGACGAUAAGUCUGCAGAGCCUUCAAGACGAGAAUCUGUUGUGGAGGGAUCUAAACCUGAGAGUUUGAAAGAUGACAAAUCUCUGCCUGUUUCCAAAGAAACAUCACGUCCGGCUUCUGUUGUAGAAAGUGUGACGGAUGAGCAUGAAAAACCAGAAAGUGUAAAGGACGAUAAGUCUGCAGAGCCUUCAAGACGCGAAUCUGUUGUGGAGGGAUCUAAACCUGAAAGUUUGAAAGAUGACAAGUCUCUGCCUGUUUCCAAAGAACCAUCACGUCCGGGCUCCGCGGUAGAAAGUGUGAAGGAUGAACAUGAAAAGCCAGAAAGUGUGAAGGACGAUAAGUCUGUAGAACCUUCAAGACGAGAAUCUGUUGUGGAGGGAUCUAAUCCUGAGAGUUUGAAAGAUGACAAAUCUCUGCCUGUUUCCAAAGAACCGUCACGUCCGGCUUCUGUUGUAGAAAGUGUGACGGAUGAGCAUGAAAAACCAGAAAGUGUGAAGGACGAUAAGUCUGCAGAGCCUUCAAGACGAGAAUCUCUUAUGGAGGGAUCUAAACCUGAAAGUUUGAAAGAUGACAAGUCUCUGCCUGUUUCCAAAGAACCAUCACGUCCGGGCUCUGCGGUAGAAAGUGUGAAGGAUGAACAUGAGAAGGCAGAAAGUCCGAAGGACGAUAAGUCUGCAGAGCCUUCAAGACGAGAAUCUCUUAUGGAGGCAUCGAAGCCUGAGAGUUUGAAAGAUGACAAGUCUCUGCCUGUUUCCAAAGAACCAUCACGUCCGGCUUCUGUUGUAGAAAGUCUGAAGGAUGAGCAUGAAAAGCCAGAAAGUGUGAAGGACGAUAAGUCUGUAGAACCUUCAAGACGAGAAUCUGUUGUGGAGGGAUCUAAACCUGAGAGUUUGAAAGAUGACAAAUCUCUGCCUGUUUCCAAAGAACCGUCACGUCCGGCUUCUGUUGUAGAAAGUGUGAAGGAUGAGCAUGAAAAGCCAGAAAGUGUGAAGGACGAUAAGUCUGUAGAACCUUCAAGACGAGAAUCUGUUGUGGAGGGAUCUAAACCUGAGAGUUUGAAAGAUGACAAAUCUCUGCCUGUUUCCAAAGAACCGUCACGUCCGGCUUCUGUUGUAGAAAGUGUGAAGGAUGAGCAUGAAAAGCCAGAAAGUGUGAAGGACGAUAAGUCUGCAGAGCCUUCAAGACGAGAAUCUCUUAUGGAGGCAUCGAAGCCUGAGAGUUUGAAAGAUGACAAGUCUCUGCCUGUUUCCAAAGAACCAUCACGUCCGGCUUCUGUUGUAGAAAGUCUGAAGGAUGAGCAUGAAAAGCCAGAAAGUGUGAACGACGAUAAGUCUGCAGAGCCUUCAAGACGAGAAUCUCUUAUGGAGGGAUCGAAGCCUGAGAGUUUGAAAGAUGACAAGUCUCUGCCUAUUUCCAAAGAACCAUCACGUCCGGGCUCUGCGGUAGAAAGUGUGAAGGAUGAACAUGAGAAGGCAAAAAGUCCGAAGGACGAUAAGUCUGCAGAGCCUUCAAGACGCGAAUCUGUUGUGGAGGGAUCUAAGCCUGAGAGCUUGAAAGAUGACAAGUCUCUGCCUGUUUCCAAAGAACCAUCACGUCCGGGCUCUGCGGUAGAAAGCGUGAAGGAUGAGCAUGAAAAGCCAGAAAGUGUAAAGGACGAUAAGUCUGCAGAGCCUUCAAGACGCGAAUCUGUUGUGGAGGGAUCUAAGCCUGAGAGCUUGAAAGAUGACAAGUCUCUGCCUGUUUCCAAAGAACCAUCACGUCCGGGCUCUGCGGUAGAAAGCGUGAAGGAUGAGCAUGAAAAGCCGGAAAGUCCGAAGGACGAUAAGUCUGCAGAGCCUUCACGACGAGAAUCUGUUGUGGAGGGAUCUAAACCUGAGAGCUUGAAAGAUGACAAGUCUCUGCCUGUUUCCAAAGAACCAUCACGUCCGGCUUCUGUUGUAGAAAGUGUGACGGAUGAGCAUGAAAAGCCAGAAAGUGUAAAGGACGAUAAGUCUGCAGAGCCUUCACGACGAGAAUCUGUUGUGGAGGGAUCUAAACCUGAGAGCUUGAAAGAUGACAAGUCUCUGCCUGCUUCCAAAGAACCAUCACGACCGGCUUCUGUGGUAGAAAGCGUGAAGGAUGCGGAGCAGAAGCCAGAAAGUGUGAAGGGCGACAAGUCUGCAGAGCCUUCAAGGCGAGAAUCUCUUGCGGAGGGAUCUAGACCUGAGAGUUUGAAAGAUGACAAGUCUCUGCCUGUUUCCAAAGAACCAUCACGACCGGCUUCUGUGGUGGAAAGCGUGAAGGAUGAGCAUGAAAAGCCAGAAAGUGUGAAGGACGAUAAGUCUACAAAUCAGUCCCGAAAAGAAUCCAUUGCGGAAAGCACUCACCCGGAGAGCUUGAAAGAUGACAAGUCUCUGCCUGCUUCCAAAGAACCAUCACGACCGGCUUCUGUGGUAGAAAGCGUGAAGGAUGCGGAGCAGAAGCCAGAAAGUGUGAAGGGCGACAAGUCUGCAGAGCCUUCAAGGCGAGAAUCUCUUGCGGAGGGAUCUAGACCUGAGAGUUUGAAAGAUGACAAGUCUCUGCCUGUUUCCAAAGAACCAUCACGACCGGCUUCUGUGGUGGAAAGCGUGAAGGAUGAGCAUGAAAAGCCAGAAAGUGUGAAGGACGAUAAGUCUACAAAUCAGUCCCGAAAAGAAUCCAUUGCGGAAAGCACUCACCCGGAGAGUUUGAAAGAUGACAAGUCUCUGCCUGUUUCCAAAGAACCAUCACGACCGGCUUCUGUGGUGGAAAGCGUGAAGGAUGAGCAUGAAAAGCCAGAAAGUGUGAAGGACGAUAAGUCUACAAAUCAGUCCCGAAAAGAAUCCAUUGCGGAAAGCACUCACCCGGAGAGUUUGAAAGAUGAUAAAUCUCUGCCUGUUUCCAAAGAACCAUCUCGUCCGGCUUCUGCGGUAGAAAGCGUGAAGGAUGAGCAUGAAAAGCUAGAAAGUUUUAAGGACGAUAAAUCUACAGAACAGUCCCGCAAAGAAUCCAUUGUGGAGAGCACUCACCCGGAGAGCUUGAAAGAUGACAAGUCUCUACCUGCUUCCAAAGAACCAUCACGUCCGCCUUCUGCGGUAGAAAGCGUGAAGGAUGAGCAUGAAAAGCCAGAAAGUGUGAAGGACGAUAAGUCUACAGAUCAGUCCCGAAAAGAAUCCAUUGCAGAAAGCACUCACCCGGAGAGCUUGAAAGAUGACAAGUCUCUGCCAGUUUCCAAAGAACCAUCACGUCCGGCUUCUGUGGUAGAAAGCGUGAAGGAUGAACAUGAAAAGCCAGAAAGUGUGAAGGACGAUAAGUCUGUAGGGCCUUCAAGACGCGAAUCUGUUGUGGAGGGAUCUAAACCUGAGAGUUUGAAAGAUGACAAGUCUCUGCCUGCUUCCAAAGAACCAUCACGUCCGGGUUCUGUGGUAGAAAGCGUGAAGGAUGAGGAGGAGAAGCCAGAAAGUGUGAAGGGCGACAAGUCUGCAGAGCCUUCAAGGCGAGAAUCUGUUGUGGAGGGAUCUAGACCUGAGAGUUUGAAAGAUGAUAAAUCUCUGACUGUUUCCAAAGAACCAUCACGUCCGGGUUCUGUUGUAGAAAGCGUGAAGGAUGAGCAUGAAAAGCCAGAAAGUGUGAAGGACGAUAAGUCUACAGAUCAGUCCCGAAAAGAAUCCAUUGCAGAAAGCACUCACCCGGAGAGCUUGAAAGAUGACAAGUCUCUGCCAGUUUCCAAAGAACCAUCACGUCCGGGUUCUGUUGUAGAAAGCGUGAAGGAUGAGCAUGAAAAGCCAGAAAGUGUGAAGGACGAUAAGUCUGCAGAGCCUUCAAGACGAGAAUCUCUUAUGGAGGGAUCGAAGCCUGAGAGUUUGAAAGAUGACAAAUCUCUGCCUCUUUCCAAAGAACCAUCACGUCCGGCUUCUGUGGUAGAAAGCGUGAAGGAUGAGCAUGAAAAGCCAGAAAGUGUGAAGGACGAUAAGUCUGCAGAACAGUCCCGAAAAGAAUCCAUUGCAGAAAGCACUCACCCGGAGAGCUUGAAAGAUGACAAGUCUCUGCCAGUUUCCAAAGAACCAUCACGUCCGGCUUCUGUGGUAGAAAGCGUGAAGGAUGAACAUGAAAAGCCAGAAAGUGUGAAGGACGAUAAGUCUGUAGAGCCUUCAAGACGCGAAUCUGUUGUGGAGGGAUCUAAACCUGAGAGUUUGAAAGAUGACAAGUCUCUGCCUGCUUCCAAAGAACCAUCACGUCCGGGUUCUGUGGUAGAAAGCGUGAAGGAUGAGGAGGAGAAGCCAGAAAGUGUGAAGGGCGACAAGUCUGCAGAGCCUUCAAGGCGAGAAUCUGUUGUGGAGGGAUCUAGACCUGAGAGUUUGAAAGAUGAUAAAUCUCUGCCUGUUUCCAAAGAACCAUCACGUCCGGGUUCUGUUGUAGAAAGCGUGAAGGAUGAGCAUGAAAAGCCAGAAAGUGUGAAGGACGAUAAGUCUGCAGAACAGUCCCGAAAAGAAUCCAUUGCAGAAAGCACUCACCCGGAGAGCUUGAAAGAUGACAAGUCUCUGCCUGCUUCCAAGGAACCAUCACGACCGGCUUCUGUGGUAGAGAGCGUGAAGGAUGAGGAGGAGAAGCCAGAAAGUGUGAAGGGCGAUAAGUCUGCAGAGCCUUCAAGACGAGAUUCUAUUGCCGAGAGUAUCAAGUCGGAGAGCUUGAAAGAUGACAAGUCUCUGCCUGUUUCCAAAGAACCAUCACGUCCGGAUUCUGUGGUAGAAAGCGUGAAGGAUGAGCAUGAAAAGCCAGAAAGUGUGAAGGACGAUAAGUCUACAGAUCAGUCCCGAAAAGAAUCCAUUGCGGAAAGCACUCACCCGGAGAGCUUGAAAGAUGACAAGUCUCUGCCUGCUUCCAAAGAACCAUCACGACCGGCUUCUGUGGUAGAGAGCGUGAAGGAUGAGGAGGAGAAGCCAGAAAGUGUGAAGGGCGACAAGUCUGCAGAGCCUUCAAGACGAGAAUCUGUUGUGGAGGGAUCUAAACCUCAGAGUUUGAAAGAUGACAAGUCUCUGCCUGUUUCCAAAGAACCAUCACGUCCGGAUUCUGUGGUAGAAAGCGUGAAGGAUGAGCAUGAAAAGCCAGAAAGUGUGAAGGACGAUAAGUCUACAGAUCAGUCCCGAAAAGAAUCCAUUGCGGAAAGCACUCACCCGGAGAGCUUGAAAGAUGACAAGUCUCUGCCUGCUUCCAAAGAACCAUCACGACCGGCUUCUGUGGUAGAAAGCGUGAAGGAUGAGGAGGAGAAGCCAGAAAGUGUGAAGGGCGAUAAGUCUGCAGAGCCUUCAAGACGAGAUUCUAUUGCCGAGAGUAUCAAGUCGGAGAGCUUGAAAGAUGACAAGUCUCUGCCUGUUUCCAAAGAACCAUCACGUCCGGAUUCUGUGGUAGAAAGCGUGAAGGAUGAGCAUGAAAAGCCAGAAAGUGUGAAGGACGAUAAGUCUGCCGAACAGUCCCGAAAAGAAUCCAUUGAGGAAAGCACUCACCCGGAGAGCUUGAAAGAUGACAAGUCUCUGCCUGCUUCCAAAGAACCAUCACGACCGGCUUCUGUGGUAGAAAGCGUGAAGGAUGAGGAGGAGAAGCCAGAAAGUGUGAAGGGCGACAAGUCUGCAGAGCCUUCAAGACGAGAAUCUGUUGUGGAGGGAUCUAAGCCUGAGAGCUUGAAAGAUGACAAGUCUCUGCCUGUUUCCAAAGAACCAUCACGUCCGGAUUCUGUGGUAGAAAGCGUGAAGGAUGAGCACGAAAAGCCAGAAAGUGUGAAGGACGAUAAGUCUACAGAUCAGUCCCGAAAAGAAUCCAUUGAGGAAAGCACUCACCCGGAGAGUUUGAAAGAUGACAAGUCUCUGCCUGUUUCCAAAGAACCAUCACGUCCGGGCUCUGCGGUAGAAAGUGUGAAGGAUGAGCAUGAAAAGCCAGAAAGUGUGAAGGACGAUAAGUCUGCAGACCCUUCAAGACGAGAAUCUGCUACGGCGAGUUCUAAGCCUGAGAGCGUGAAAGAUGACAAAUCUUUGCCUGUUUCCAAAGAACCAUCACGUCCGGGCUCUGCGGUAGAAAGCGUGAAGGAUGAGCAUGAAAAGCCAGAAAGCCCGAAGGACGAUAAAUCUGCGGAGCCGUCCAGACGUGAAUCUGUUGCAGAAAGUACAAAAGCAGAAAGCAUAAGGGAAGAAAAGUCUCUUCCUGCCUCGAAGGAACCAUCACGACCGGGAUCAGUUGCCGAAUCAGUGAAAGAUGAUAAUGAAAAGCCUGAAAGUAUCAAGGAUGAAAAGUCUUCUGAGCUUUCAAGACGUGAGUCGAUUGCGGAAAGUAGUAAGCACGAGAGCUUGGAAGUUUCUAAGGAUUUGUCGGGCUCCAAAAAAGAAUCACAUUCUGAAGGUGUACAAGAUGAACAUGAAAUGCCAGAAAGCCAAUUAGACGCGAAGUUAACUAAGGAAUUCGCGAGACGAGACUCUAUUGCAGAAACGGUUUCUUCCCCAAUUGAUAAAGCGCAAGACUUUGCACUGGUGGAUCACGUAAUUAAAGAUACUUUCGUUUUAAAUUUGGAUACGAAGGGUGACUAUCCAACACUUUCGAGCCCCAUUGAUGUUGCUGAGGGUGACUUCGCAGCGACAGCUUCCCUAUCACCUAAGUCAACGAAGUCAGAUUGUCAAAAGACUUCCCCGCCUGUAUCUGUUGGCGAAACUGCAUCUUCGCCCAUUGAUGAAGCAAAAGAUUUUGUACUAUCGGAACAUAUAAAAAAAGAAACAUUUGUCUUAGCUUUGGAAUCAAAGAGCGAUUUUCCAACACUCUCAAGUCCCAUUGAUGUUGCUGAGGGUGAUUUCACAGUGUCACCAGCAAAGCCGCUUGAUGAAAAAGCCCCGGAAGAAUCACCCAAAGAUAAUAAGUCUGCAUCGAGCUCCAAGGAAAUAUCACAACCUGAAUCCGCACAUGAAUCUACAGUAGGAAGUCCAAAGGCGGACAGUAUUAUGGAAUCUGGUGUCGAAAUCGUUCAUGAUAAAAUGGAAAAACUAGAAAGUGAUAAGGACAAGAAGUCUGCAACAUCUUCCAGAAGUGGAUCUAUUGCAGAAAGCAUAAAAGUUGAUGAUAAGUCUCUACCGGCCUCUAAAGAAGUAUCGCGUCCCACAUCUGUGGUAGAUAAAGUUAAAGAGGAAUCGGAAAAAUCAGAAGAUGAUCAGAAGCAUAGCGAUAACUUAGAACAUAAAACUUCUCCAAUUACCUCAAAGGAACCAUCGCGUCCAGCAUCAAUGGCUGAAAGUGCGAAGUCAAAGGAAUCUUCCCGUCCAAGUUCAGUCGCUGAAACAGCAUCAUCACCAAUAGAUGAGGCUUCAAGAGAACCUCUGAUAUUAGUAUUGUCCUCCUCUGAAAUGACAGCAAACUACCCAACUGUGUCCACUCCAGUUGAUGUUGCUGAAGGCGAGUUUUCUCACACGAUACCAGGGGCAAUUGAAAUCGACAAGCCUGCCGAAGAUGCCAGAGUUGGAGCGAUACUAACAGCUUCCAGCCCAGUCGAUGUAGCAGAUAAUAUUUUAGAAUCGAUUACGACCAUUGAAGAACAUAUCAUUCCACAGACAAGCCAACCCGAAUCAGAUACAAUCAGCUCGAUCUGCAAAGGUAACCUGGAAUCGCUAGCUGAUACGUUGAGUAAAAAGGCAGAAACAGUAAUAGAUACAGUGAGUCAGACCCUAGAAACCGCUAAGGAGCUAGUAUCAGAGUCAUUGGAUGGAAUAACUAAGGAAAGUUCGAAACCAGCAGACCUCCAUUCUGUACAGGAUUUAAAAACUCCUGAGGUUUCCAAAGCAGAAGAGAAGCAAGCGGCUAGCUCGGUUAUGGAAACUAUUGCAGAUAUGACAGAAGAUGCAACUGCCAAGGGUAACUUAGACUUGAGUGGCUUUUCCGAACUUCGCGAGACACAUAUUACCACAGUUGAUUCACCAGAAUUCACAGUAACGAUAUGUGAACGCGAUGAGAGUAUUUUGCACGAUAUCAAGGAAGAGGAUGAGGAGCACAGAUUCUCGCCACCAACCGAAAAGGGAGCCAUUAUAGCAGAGCAACCAAUGCGUCCACUCUCGCCACGUGAAGAAGAAGUCGCCAAGAUUGUGGCCGAUGUGGCCAAGGUCUUGAAGUCCGAUAAGGCUAUUACUGAUAUUAUACCUGGGUUCAACGAGAAGCAAUUGGAAGAAAAGCUAAAAACCACUGCAGAACCUGAAGCUGGCGACGCAGAUAAUUUAAAAUCAAUCACACCUGAAGCACUUUCAAGUAAAUUAACUGCAACAAAGGAUCUUUCAUUGGAUGAAAAGAUAUUGGAUAUUAAAAUGAUGAAGGUGGAUAUUGAAUCUGAAAAAUCAUCACCAGACCAAAAGUCUGGGCCGAUAUCAAUUGAAGAGAAGGACAAAAUUGAGCAGUCUGAAAAGGCGCAACUCCGAGAAGGAGCUGCCAAGUUGGCUGACAUUGAGGUUGCCAAGGAUAGUUCCAGGCCGGAGUCUGCAACAAGUCAGCUGGGAGCCAUCGAGUCCUUACCAUCCCGCACGGAGUCGGUAGCAAGCCAAAAGGAGGAAAAGCUGGAAGAAUUGAUAGUUCUGUCUAGAGAAUCAUCGCGACCCGAAUCAGUGGCAAGUCUGAAAGAGGAACUGGAUCAAAAGCAUGAAAAGUCGCCGCCACUAUCAAAGGAUAUUUCCAGGCACGAGUCAAUUGCCAGCCACGUUAGUGAGAAGGAAGGUGGCAGUGCAGAGUUACACUCGAGACGUGAGUCCAUAUUGUCUGUUGCUGAAAGCGAAAAACGAGAAGGAUCAGUCACCGCAAGUAAGGAUGCAACUCGUCCAGAAUCCGCAGCCAGCCACGUCAGCGGGCAGUCAUCCCACCCGGAAGCUGUAGAGAAGGAACCUGAGACUUCACGCCCAGCAUCAAGUGCCAGCCAUAUCAGUGCCAAGGAUGACCAGAGUUCAGUGUCUCAACGUGAUUCAGUACUGAUAUCGACACUGGAGACCAAAAAGGAGGAAAAAUCAAGUGAAUCAACAACCACUUCAAAGUCUGUCAUAAGUGAAUCUCACCUAAAAGAAGAAUCCAUUAGCGAAUCUUUAAGUAGCAGCAUGAAGGUUGAAGACAGUUCACUGCGCGAGUCAUUGUCCAGCUUGCUGACCGACAAGGAAACCACAAAAUUGUCUAGCUCUAGCAUUAAGGAAGAUACAGAGCAUAUUACAAAGAUAAUGGAGAAAACAACAACAUCACAAUUGGAAGAGCUACUCAUACAAUCCGAAGAGUGCUCAUCUGAGUCGAUAGUUAGCGAGAUUCAAACUACGAGCUCCCAAAAGCCAAGCAGUCAAAUCUCAAGUAAGGAAUUCACAAGCACAACUGUUCAGGAAUCGGUAAAGGACAGUCUCAAGGAAACGGUAGCUGAGUUUUUGGCAACAGAGAAAAUUGUUUCGGCCAAAGAAACCUUCAGCGCUGAGGCUACCAAAACAGCUGAUGACUGUGUGAAGAUGAUAUCCAGUGAAAUCACCUCUCAGAAGCCCUUGUUUGUCGGCACGGACGAAUCACGCCGUGAAUCGAUGCUUAGCCAGACAAGCGAGGGUCGACAAACCCACAGUGACGUUGAGGAUGAUAGCGACGAUGAUAGACAUGCCGGUCUAAAGGAGGGUCGCUCCAAGUCCAUUGCUACCAUCAUGAUGACCAGCAUCUAUAAGCCCUCCGAGGAGCUUGACUCGAUUGCCGCGAUCAAAGAAGAGGAGUCCAAAGAGGAGGACGAGCAUGAAACAUCCAGGGAGACAAAAACCACUUCCUCCACAGACACAACCACUAAGACAACCACAUUGCUGCAAUCCUCUGAACAGAGCAGCAGCACCACUACCACAACUAAAUCAACCGACUCGAAAACCAAAGUUGAGUCGAUAACACUAUCACAUACACAAACACAAGCUGAGCAAGCAACGGACAGCACAGAUCGCAAGACACCGCCAACGGCACCGGUCAGCCCCAGUGUUAAGCCAGUGAGCGCCUCGAGCACCUCGAGCACCGCGGCCACCGGCUCUGGCUGUGCCAAGAGUGAGUCUAGCGCUGCCAGCGUAGCAUCGACAUCGGGCCCAUUGUCGCCCAAAGAUAUUAGUGGUAAGUCUAGUCCUGGUGCUUUAACAUCUGAAAGUCAAUCCAUACCAACACCGCUAGGGCGUGAAUCACACACCGAGACACCAGAGUCAUCGCCCAAACCAACAUCUCCAUUCCCGCGUGUCAGCAAGGACGAGCUCAGGUCCCUAGGCGUAGUCGAGGAACCCGACCUAGCCGAGAUUGGCGUCGACUCCAGCGAGUUGCUGCCCGAACUGCACGAGUUGCGUGGCAUUGAGAGCACCACUGCGCUCAGCGGCAGCACCGAAAAGAUCAUAACGACAACUAUAACCACAGUUACCAAGGUAAUCUCCGCCGAUGGCAAGGAGAUUGUGACCGAGCAAAAGACAGUUACCACAACCGAUAGCUCUGAGCCAGAUAGCGAAAAGGUUGUAGUAACCACAACGCGCACCACCAGUGAGAGCGAAAAAAGCGAACGUGAGCGCGACCAAAUGCUACCCAAGGAGGUGGCCAUGCUGCGUGGAAUUUACCGUUCUAGCACACCCGGCAGCGAUGAUGAGCGUCUGGCUGGCGCCAUGAGCGAUGAUGAGCUGCCAGGCACGCCACGCAGCACGAGCUACGAUCUGCAGCGCUCCAGCUCUGGAGUUAGCAAGCGGUCGGAUCUAGAUGGCGAGGACAGUCAAGAUGAUAUACCGCCUCAAUAUGGCAGCGAGGAGCAUUCCACAGCGCGUGCCAUUCUGCCGCCCCGCACAGCCGAUCCCAUGGCAACCUCGUUCUAUGGUGCACUUCCCGAUAGCUUUGACGGCAAGCCCAGCACCGAGCCAAUACCAAUACGCGGUGCCGUGCUGAUGACCUACACAGACUCACCGCCAGCCAGUCAGUCGUCGGAGAGCGUGGAGAGCACCAGCCAAACCUGGGCCGGACAUAAAUUCCUGGAUGAGGCCGACAAGGACUUCCAGAAGGCACUCGAGGAGCAUGUGCAGGCGCGUGGCGCCGAGGUGAUGUCUUCCGUGACCGCCAAGUAUUCCUACUCGCCAUCCAAGGCCGAGGAGGUUGAGCAGAUUGUGAGCAGCACUGCCGAGAGACAACGUUUCCCCCUUAGCGAUGUCCAGAAGGUACGCAGCGGCGACAAUCUAUUGGCCAGUUUUGGUACCCUCAGUCCAGCUGGUGGCAAUCUUCAAUCAGUGAGCACUGCAACCACAACUGGCGCUGAAAGCAGCCAUACAACCACAACACUAUCAACAGCAACAACUGCAGCAACAGCAACAACUGCAGCAACAGCAACAACAACAGCUAGCACAAGCAGCACUACCGGCACCCUGCCAAAGGAUCGUCUUGAGGAGUGGGGCAAACCACUCGGCCUGCCAUCGCCGGCACCAUUGCCGGUCGAAGGUGCCGAUAUACGCACCACGCCCAAGAAGGAGCGUCGCUUGGUCGCAACCAAGACGCGACUGAACAACGAGAAGAACAUGCGCAAGCGUAGCGAGUCACCCAACAAGGCCAAGAAGCCCGCACCAGUCUAUGUGGAUCUUACCUAUGUGCCGCACAACGGUAACUCCUACUAUGCGCACGUCGACUUCUUUAAGCGCGUCCGCGCUCGCUACUAUGUCUUCUCCGGCACAGAGCCUAGCCGUCAGGUCUACGAUGCCCUGUUGGAGGCCAAACAAACCUGGGAAGACAAAGAGCUAGAGGUCACCAUUAUACCCACGUAUGACACUGACGUGCUGGGCUACUGGGUGGCCGAAAAUGAGGAGCUGCUUGCCAAGCACCGCAUUGAUCUGUCGCCAUCCGCUUCGCGCUGCACAAUUAACUUGCAGGAUCAUGAGACCUCGUGCUCCGCAUAUCGCUUAGAGUUCUAGGCCACGGGCUUGUUUAUUGCAUUUGACGACGACGACUAAGAGUUAAAUAAAGAAACCAACAUUUUUUCAAAUCACUUCCACACACAGACAGCGAUUUGCUCUCUCUCGUAAACCUGAUUGGGGCUAUCAACAGCAAAUAACAAAAGCAAAAAAACUCACACUCUCACUCACACACACACACAACAGACAUCAAAAUGACGACUUCCAAUUUUUGAGCUUAACGAUGACGACUAAAAAACAAAACAAAAAAAAAA
Drosophila hydei is the source of this 18434-nucleotide messenger RNA. RefSeq names its product microtubule-associated protein futsch (gene futsch). Gene Ontology annotation, molecular function: microtubule binding; actin binding. NCBI's taxonomy places the organism in Eukaryota, Metazoa, Arthropoda, Insecta, Diptera, Drosophilidae. The record is from RefSeq and is a predicted model, not a curated record. The transcript is spliced from 7 exons. Gene Ontology annotation, biological process: microtubule cytoskeleton organization; dendrite development; axonogenesis. The annotation marks the transcript as partial. Gene Ontology annotation, cellular component: microtubule associated complex; neuronal cell body; dendrite.